CGUUAGUUUGCCGUAGUAGUAAAAACCAUGUAAAGAUGGCGGAGUUACAAAUGCUUCUGGAGGAGGAGAUUCCUGCUGGCCGGAGAGCUUUGCUGGACAGUUUCACAAACCUGGAAAGGGUCGCGGAGUACUGCGAAAGCAACUAUGUCCAGUCAGCAGAUAAGCAGAGAGCGCUGGAGGAGACUAAGAGUUACACCACCCAGUCCCUGGCCAGUGUGGCCUACCUCAUCAACACCUUAGCUAACAACGUCCUUCAGAUGCUGGACAUCCAGGCCUCGCAGUUACGUCGUAUGGAGAGCUCUGUCAAUCACAUAUCACAGACUGUUGACAUACACAAGGAGAAAGUGGCGAGGCGGGAGAUUGGCAUUCUGACAACCAAUAAGAACACUUCCCGCUCACAUAAAAUCAUCGCUCCAGCAAAUCCAGAACGGCCAGUGCGCUACAUCAGGAAGCCUAUAGACUACAGUGUCCUGGAUGACAUUGGACAUGGAGUUAAGUGGCUGUUGAGGUUCAAGGUGAAUGGCCAGCAAAAUAUGAAGCUAGGAGGGGGCCUUUCCCGGUCCAACCCCCCCACCCAGAAGCCCCCAAGCCCCCCCAGGGCAGGCAAGGGGAUCUUGGGGAAGAACUCCCCAUACAGGACACUGGAGCCAGUGCGCCCUCCUGUGGUGCCCAACGACUAUGUACCCAGCCCCACCAGAAACAACAUGGCCGCUGGCCAACAGCUGAGCCCUGCUCGCACUGCCACACUCAACCACAGGCCCCGAACAUACAGACCACCGGACUCGUAG
Molecule: messenger RNA, 788 nt
Organism: Lampris incognitus (smalleye Pacific opah)
Lineage: Eukaryota; Metazoa; Chordata; Actinopteri; Lampriformes; Lampridae
Product: abl interactor 2-like
Exons: 7
Coding region: 36-788 (250 amino acids)
Cellular component (GO): lamellipodium
Molecular function (GO): SH3 domain binding
Source: RefSeq, a predicted model, not a curated record